This is a messenger RNA of Phalacrocorax carbo (great cormorant), 3145 nucleotides long. NCBI's taxonomy places the organism in Eukaryota, Metazoa, Chordata, Aves, Suliformes, Phalacrocoracidae. The record is from RefSeq and is a predicted model, not a curated record.
GGGCCGCGGUGCAUGCGCGGCCGCUCCCUGCGCAUGCGCGCUGACCGUUGGCUGAGGCGGUGAGGGGAGGCGGCGGUGGUCCUGCGGGCAGCCAUGAGCGGGUUCGGGGCUGCGGCGCCGCUUUCUGGUUCCUCGGCUCCGGCGGGGGUCCGGAGCGGCAGCAGUGACAGCCUGGAGAAGAUCGACAUGUCCCUCGAUGAUAUAAUUAAACUGAAUAAGAAAGAAGAGAGAAAACAGUAUUCCCCCAAAAUGAAAAGAGGGCUUCAGCAGAAUCGAACUCGACAGUUCAGAACACCAGGCUCCAAGUGGGGAAUCCAGCAGCAGAAAGGUUAUGGUAAAAAUCGUUUGGGACGCAGAAAGAAGAUAGCAGGGAAGAAGCGUUCUUACGGAGUUAUAACUGGCUUGGCAGCCAAGAAGGCAAUGGGAUCACGCAAAGGAAUUAGUCCUCUGAACAGACAGCCACUUAGUGAGAAGAAUGCACAGCGGAAUUACCCAGUUUUGAAAAAGAAAACAAACCUGCAGAGACAAUCUGAAAUGCAGAGAAAACAAGCUCCAGCCCUCAGGAGGCCUGCCCCGCUAAACAGAAGGAAUAACAUGCCAUCCACUUUUGCCAGAAUUGGAAACAAACUAAAUCAGCAGAAAGACACUCGUCAAGCAACCUUCCUGUUUAGAAGGGGCCUGAAGUGCAGCUGGACUGUUCAGAGGGGCAUGGAACUUGUCAGAGUGCUUGAGGGUAGUUGCAAGGUGGCUGCUGUCUUCCAUCCACAUGGAUUGCAGAAUUACAGGCAGGAUCAGGAGGAAGAAAAGCAAGCUUUGUGGCGUAUUGGAUAUUAUGUGCAGGCCCAAGUGCAGUCAACAGAUGAUCUUGAUAAUCAGACAGUAAAGAGAACUCGUCAAUGGCGAACUUCUACCACAAGUGGAGGGAUUCUGACUGUAUCCAUUGACAACCCAGGAGCAAUCAUAUCCCCAAUUUCCCAGAAAUUACGAUUAACUUGUACUCCUGUGCCACCAUUUCUGAUGAAGAGGGACCAAUCUGAAGAGAAGAAGAUUCCCAAAGGGGUUCCAUUGCAGUUUGAUAUUAACAGUGUUGGAAAACAGACAGGAAUGACAUUGAAUGAACGUUUUGGGAUCUUGAAGGAGCAAAGAACAGCACUCUCUCAGAACAAAGGAAGCCGUUUUGUAACAGUGGGCUAGCCUGACAGAUGGACUUGAGCACUGAUCCCACCUGCCUAAGAAACUGAUAUAAAAGUGGGCAGAACAAUACAGCAUACGUCACUGAAAUUCUCCAGACUUCUUGUUAAGAUGGUGGCAGAGCUAUUUAUCUUUAUUACUUUUACUUUGAAUGGUAAAAGACAUGACACCUUGGGGGGGGGGGGGGAAUGGGGAGACUGCUGGAGUGGCACCAUCACCUAGUUGGAAAAGAUUCUGUUGCCCAGCUGAUGACUAACACUGAUUUUGGUUCAUCUUGCAACCAAAACAAAACACAAAUUUUAAAAGUUGCUCUUUUUUUGUCUAGGAGUGCUCAGUAUCUGUUCUUCGACCCCUUUGUUAUGGUAAAGAUUGUGUGUUUCAUUACAAACCCUCUUUUAGGGUUUUUUUAGGGACUGCAUAUGAACUUUCCUUUGGACUGCAGUUUGGCACAGAGCCUCAGUCCAUGAAUACAUUGGUAGUGAUGUAGCGGCGUUUUUCAUGGGAGCAUUGGUUGUACUUCUUUGUGCUUUUGAACUUCAAUUUUUUUCCUUUCUUGAAAACUAAGUGUUUUACAUCCUCACUUUCAGAAAUAAAGCUGUUAGCUGAGACCCAAAAUAUGUAACCAGAAAGGAGACUAUUCUACUCUUAUCCUUAAAAGUGGUCCAGAUCAUACUGGAAAAAUACUUACUCUCAUAAUACCCAGGCAUUUAUAUUAGAAAUAGCUCAAGUUCCUCAUCGUCCCCUGUAAAUGGAGUAUGUCUGUCUCCUGUUUUUUCCUAAACUUCUGCUUUCUAUUUCUUUGUAAGUUUUUCACAAACUUAAUGCAAUAACUUCACAUUUUUUAAUAAUUUCAUAGGAAUAAAUACAACAGUUCACAAGAAAGUCAGUGGUAUGGUAGAGUUCCUUACCCUCCCAGACAUAAGAUUCUCAUCUUGCAUACCUUGCCCCAGAGGGUUUUCUCUGGCUUUUAGAAAUAGCUAGAGGCAAGCGAUCUAAUGGCACUUGUUUGUAUAUACCAAAGAGAGGUAAGAGUGAAGCUCAUCAGAAGCGGUCAGACAUCUUGAAAUUGGCUGAAACUGGGGAACUUUGCUGGAAAAAAGCCCCGUUUGCCUGCAUGUGCGAGGCAUUAAGCAGGAGCAUGUAGUCACUUGCUUUAAGCUUAGCUUUGUGCAUUAGAAGCUGCAGGAUGGUAACAACUGGGGCAUCCUCAAUGUGAAUUUAUAUGAUCCCUAAAACUGAGGCACCUAUUCAGACUUGCUUCCAGACCAGGAACUGAUGAAUUUAACACUGUUCUAUAGCAAUGAGAUUUAGGUACAGUCAGGUAAAAGAAUGAUUGAUUUGCUUGCUGCAUCCAGAAAUGUUUAUGGUGUUUGAAGUGGGUUUCAUUCCUUUUAUUGUUUUUGAAGAAUUUAUAUUUGACUUCUUACAGAGUUGGUUUCCUUGCAUUUUUAUCUCAAAUUCCAAGUUAGCUAGCGUUUACCAGGAUCUUCAAUGUUGAAGAGCGUUUGACAGUAGAAGGGCUUUUGUUUGUAUAGCAGUUUUAAAGUCAGAGUGCAUCCUGAUGCUAUAUAGUACUUAAACCCUUAUUUUUAAUGUUGAAAAAUAUACCUUAGCAGAAGCAAACUAAAUGUAAUGGUGUUAAGGUUUUCUUAAUUAUUAGUAGGAAAUAUUUUUUUGGAAAAAACGUCCCACUUGUUAGAAUUUGAGUAGAUAAAUUGUUGUCAGUCAUCCUGUUUCAGUGUAUACAUUUUCCAUGUGCCAGGAUGCAACAAAAAAAUUCUUUUGCAUCAACAUAGAUGCAAAACAUUGAUGCAAUGCAUCAAAAAAUGCUAGUUUGUAUUUAAUGAGAAGAUGCUUUACACUGUACCUUUUGGUAUUUUUUGGAGAAGUUAUUACAUUUGAUCUAUUCUGAAGCUGUUAUGUUUUUUUUUUUAAUAAAAAGUUACAGGUUUUA